Molecule: messenger RNA, 371 nt
Organism: Meloidogyne enterolobii
Lineage: Eukaryota; Metazoa; Nematoda; Chromadorea; Rhabditida; Meloidogynidae
Source: the annotation of a GenBank genome assembly
UAAUAAAGGAAUAAUAAUGGGAGAGCUAGAAUUGUCAAUGCAUGGAUUGCAAAUCCAAUGCAAUCAGAAAAUACUUAGAUAUUUGAGAUCAUAUGAGGUAAAAGUUCAGUCAAUCAAAAGAUGCCCAGCUGCGGGAACAUGUAAAGCUGGAAGAUGUAAUCAUAUUCGAACAAAAGAUUAUGUUGAAGAAUUAUCAGAAUGGAAUGAUUAUCCUGGUAAUUCAUUUUGUAUUGAAGGGAAAUCACUUUGGGGAUAUGGCUGUUCGCUGCCUGGAGCAGACUGCUAUUUUUAUAGAGUGUAUGCCAUCCCAAAAUCAGAUGAGAUAUUCAAACUUGUAUCCUGUCCUACAUGGGAUUACAGUAUUGAAGUAG